Messenger RNA from Rhipicephalus sanguineus (brown dog tick), 1205 nucleotides. Its product is annotated as leukocyte elastase inhibitor. Bases 1 to 1131 code for a protein of 376 amino acids. The record is from RefSeq and is a predicted model, not a curated record. Gene Ontology annotation, molecular function: serine-type endopeptidase inhibitor activity. NCBI's taxonomy places the organism in Eukaryota, Metazoa, Arthropoda, Arachnida, Ixodida, Ixodidae. The transcript is spliced from 6 exons.
AUGGAGCGAGACCUCGUGACGAACGAAACUGCGCUCCGCGAGCUGCUGCAACGGGCGGUCGCGGCGCUGGACGACGCCGGGCAGCAGCCCUCGCUGCUCCAGCCUUGCCGCGGCUCCAGCGAGGAAGCCCUGGCGAACCCUCCACCUGUUCUCACUGUACAGAUCGUGCCGAAGUCCGUCGCGGAUCGGAGAUCGGCGUCCACCAUGUGGCGGCUUCGAAGGCGCGCUCGGCGCUCCGGAGGGCAUCCCGUGCUGCAGAACUUUUCGCUGCAGUUGUACCGCGCUCUGUCCCGCGAACGGCUCAACGUCUUCGUCUCGCCAUUCGGCACAGCCGUGGCAUUGGUCACAGCUCUGGCUGGAUCACGAGGAGACACUGCCGAGCAAAUCCUGGCCGCUCUGGGCGCGACGCACGAAGAGGAGCUGCUGCACGAGUUUGGCAUCGUAGGGCGCGUCCUGGAGCCGCUGUCGCCGCUGCACGUGGGCCUGGCCAGCAAGAUGUACCUAUCCACCUCCCUGGAACUGGCGGACUCCUUCAAGGAAGCCAUACACCAAGAGUUUGGCGGACAGGUCAACCUCUCCACCCGGGUGCUCAUGGUGGGCACGUCGUUCAUGCGCUGCCUCUGGCUCGACAAGUUCUCCGAGCUGUACACGGCACCCAUGCCCUUCUUCGCCGACGACGGCAAGCUCAGCGUGCCGACCAUGUGCUCGCGUCGCAUCUGCAACUACUGCCACGUCGAGCGGCUGGCGUGCCGCGUGCUCGAGCUCCCCUGCAUGAUGGAGCACCUGCAGCUGCUCAUCCUGCUUUCGUGCUCGACGAGCACGUCAACAUGGCGCGCUACUCUGGCGGCCGUUGGAAUCCGAGACCUUUUCGACAAGGAGGAGGCCGACCUCACCGGUAUAUCAGACGAGAAGGAGCUCUGCGUGCACGACUUCCUGUGCCGGUCGCGUUUUGAGGUGACCGACGAGGACCCCGUGCGGCUGGACAUCGGCGGCUCGAACUCGCUCAAGCUGGCCGAGCGCACCGAUCUGCCCAGCUUCGAGGUGAAUCGGCCUUUCAUGUUUCUCGUGGUUGAGCGGCAGCGCAAGGCCAUCCUGUACAUCGGCUGCCUGCGAAAUCCCAAUGUGACGUGAGCGUCCGUGUGGUGACGGACGGUGCGGCCGCCGCCGUCCGGUCGUACUUGGUCUGCCGGCCACCGGCCGCCUGG